Mytilinidion resinicola is the source of this 3584-nucleotide messenger RNA. Its product is annotated as ARM repeat-containing protein. Gene Ontology annotation, cellular component: cytoplasm; nucleus. The record is from RefSeq and is a predicted model, not a curated record. The transcript has 4 exons. Bases 121 to 3360 code for a protein of 1079 amino acids. Lineage: Eukaryota; Fungi; Ascomycota; Dothideomycetes; Mytilinidiales; Mytilinidiaceae. Gene Ontology annotation, biological process: protein import into nucleus. Gene Ontology annotation, molecular function: small GTPase binding; nuclear import signal receptor activity.
CUCUCUCUUCUUUCCCCCCACCCUCUUCGCUUCUUCCUUCUUCUUCUCCUUCUUCUCCUUCUCCUCUUCCUUUCUAGAUACCCCGUUCUCGUUUUGUGCACUUUGCCUCGUCUGUCCAUCAUGGACGAGCAGCAAUUUGUCCAGCUCCUCGAGAGUCUGCUCCAGCCGGACACGGAGCGCGUCAAGGCUGCCACGUCGGCCCUGAACAAGAACUACUACACUUCUCCCCUCGCUCUUUCGGCCCUCCUCCAAAUCCUCGCCUCCCACCCGAAGCAAGAGCUGCGCCAGCUCGCCGCCGUGGAGGUCAGGAAGCUCGUCCCAAAACACUGGCAAGCUUUGCCCGCCGACCAAAAAAGCACUCUGAGGAACCAGCUCUUCCAAGCUGCUCUCAGCGAGAAUGCCACCCUGGUUCGGCACUCGGCUGCACGCGUCGUGGCCGCGAUUGCGGCCAUUGAUUUCGAAGAUGGCGAGUGGGCCGACCUCCCAGGCUACCUUCUACAAGCUGCCACCAGCGAUACUGCGCGGCACAGAGAGAUUGGGAUGUACAUACUGUUUACAUUGCUCGAGGCUGUAGGAGACGAGUUCCCAGCGAACAACGCCGACCUAUACAAGCUCUUCGCAACUACCAUCCAGGACCCGGAGAGCGCAGAGGUCAGAAUCAACACCAUGCUUGCCCUUAGCCGCCUAGCUAUGAUGUUGGACCCUGAUGAAGACCCAAAGUCUCUCAAGCUGUUCCAGGACAGCAUUCCAGGCAUGGUCAAAGUCCUCAAGGCGACUGUCGACGAGGGCGACGAGGACCAUGCUAUGCAAGCAUUCGAGGUUUUCCAAACCCUCCUCGGAUGCGAGUCUGCCCUCCUGCAAAAACACUUUGGCGACCUUCUCAAGUUCAUGAUUGAAUUGGCAUCGGCCACUUCGGUCGAGGAUGACUACCGAUCUCAAGCCCUAGGAUUCCUUAUGCAGUGUGUGCGUUACCGGAAACUCAAGGUCCAAGGCUUAAGGCUGGGAGAAGACAUGACUCUCAAGGCGCUCCAAAUCGCGACUGAGUUUGGAGAUCUUACCAGCGACGAUGAAGACCUCACUCCCGCGAGGUCAGCGUUGGGGCUACUCGACAUCCUUGCUUCCAGUCUACCACCCAGCCAGGUCGUAGUGCCACUGCUCAAGGCCAUCGGUCCCUUCGUCACGAACCAGAAUCCCGACUACAGGAGGGCCGGUAUUCUUGCCCUCGGCAUGUGUGUUGAAGGUGCCCCAGACUUCAUCGCGACACAGCUCCACGAGAUCCUUCCUAUGGUCUUACAUCUUCUUGAGGACCCCGAAGCCAAAGUGCGAGCCGCGGCUCUGAACGGCGUUGCGAGGUUGGCAGAUGAUCUUGCCGAGGACAUGGGCAAGGAACACGCCCGUCUAAUCCCAGCUUUGAUCAAGAACUUUGACCUUGCUGUCAACGCUAGCCAGGGCGCCGAAGAUGAGCGAAACUUGGAGAUCAUUAGAGGCAGUUGCAACGCCAUCGACUCACUCAUCGAGGGCUUGGACCCAGAAGAUGCUGCCAAAUACGUCCCGGAGCUCGUCCCAAGAUUCAGCAGCGUAUUCCAGCACCCAGAUUUCAAGUCUAAAGUUGCUGCCGUGGGAGCCGUUGGUUCAAUUGCCUCCGCUGCCGAGUCGGCCUUCCUACCCUACUUUGAACAGACCAUGCAUGCACUGGCCCCCUACGUCGAAAUCAAGGAGAGCCAGGACGAUCUUGAUCUCCGUGGUGUUGUGUGCGAUUCCAUGGGUAAGAUGGCAUCUGCUGUUGGCGCUGGGCCAUUCAAGCCAUACGUUCUCCCGCUUAUGAAGGCAUCCGAGGAGGCUCUUCAUCUCGACCACCCGAGACUCAGAGAAACCAGUUACAUUCUAUGGAGCACCAUGGCAAAGGUUUACGAGGAAGAGUUCUCGCCUUACCUUGCCGGUGCUGUCAAGGGUCUCCAGGACUGUCUUCAACAAGAAGAAACUGACCUCGAAGUCCAGCUCGGCGAAGAGGCCAAGGACCUGCUCGGCCAAGAAGUCGUCGUCGCAGGACGAAAGGUCAAGGUCGCCGCUGCCACUGAUGACGAUGACGAUGCAGAAGGUAUGGAGGAUAUGGAAAACGAUGAAGAUUGGGACGAUAUCGGAGCUGUUACUGCCGUGGCUAUGGAAAAGGAGAUUGCCAUUGAAGUCAUCGGUGAUAUCAUCACUCACACGAGACGCGAAUUCCUUCCGUAUCUCGAGAAGAUCGUCACCAGCACACUCGAGCUUGUCGAGCACUCGUACGAAGGCGUCCGCAAAGCUGCCUUGGGGACGCUCUGGCGGACUUACGCCUGCCUUUGGGGCUUGGCUGAGGGUGCUGGAAUGGCCCCAUGGAAACCUGGUGUCCCACUCCAGGUGGAGCCCACAGAGGACCUGAAAAAGCUUGGCAGCCACAUCAUGACUGCGACUCUAGCAGUAUGGCAGGAUGAGCUGGAUCGGGGCACCGUAACUGAUAUUAAUCGCGAUCUUGCCGCUACUCUGAAGCUGUGCGGCCCCGCACUACUCUACACAGAUCAAGGCCUGGUCGUCCCUCAAGUCACACAGCAGAUUCUCGCAAUUCUCACCAAGCGCCAUCCGUGCCAACAAGAUGAAGGAGACGAGGCGGAGGAUGAUGUUCCGGAAGAGUCAUCUGAGUACGACUGGUUGGUGAUUGAGACUGCCACCGAAGUCAUCACCUGCCUAUCUUGCGCGCUUGGUCCUGGGUUUGCAGAGCUGUGGAAGAUUUUCGAGAAGCCGCUGCUCAAGUACGCGAGCAGCCAGGAAUCGACUGAGCGAAGUGCUGCCGUCGGCUGCAUUGCCGAGUGUAUUGGCAAUAUGGAAGCCGCAUGCACGCCAUACACGACUGGCCUGCUUAAGCUGCUGAUUCACCGUCUCACAGACGAGGACUAUGAGACCAAGUCCAACGCCGUAUAUGGCCUAGGCCUUCUUUGCGAGAAGUCCACCAACGAGCAGGAGAUCCUGAAGAACUACCCCACAAUCUUCCAGAAACUAGAGCCACUGCUCGACGACCAGGGUCAACCACGUCUGCUCGACAACACAGCAGGCUGCGUCAGCCGCAUGAUCUCUCGGCAUCCGAACCACAUUCCCGUCUCAGAGGUGCUGCCGCGAUUGGUGGAUCUUCUGCCGUUGAGAGAGGACUUCGAAGAGAACAAGCCGAUCUUCAAAAUGGUGGUGCAGUUGUACCAAGCGAACGACGCGACGAUCACGCAGCUCACGCCAAGACUGAUGCCGGUAUUCCAGAAGGUGCUUGGGCCACCGGAAGAGCAGCUAGAGGAUGAGACGAGGAGUCAGGUUGUUGAGUUGGUAAAGUACCUGCAGAAAUAGAAGAAUAGCGGGAACUGGGGGUGGGGCUGGGGUCAGUCGUUUGGGCUUAGGUUUGCUCGGCUAGGCGAAAAGGAUUUACACAAAAAAACGAUCGGAUGGAUGAGAGACGGAUUGAUACCACUUUUACGGCCCUUGGGUAUGAGACGGAAGAAUGGGUGGGUUGCAGAGUAGAUGCUAGCAGAGUCAUACCGGGCUUGCUCUGAAUGGAACCGAAAUCUAAUGGG